GUUGAUGAAGAUGUUUCUCCAUGGAUAGGCGGGGAUGGGCACAAACUGAGCCGACCGGACUCCACCAUCACCUGAACAUGGCCGAUGACCUCUACAGCAGCACCUUCUCCGCCUCCGAGUCCGACUUCUCCUCCUCCUCCUCGUCCUCCGCCUCCUUCCUCACGCUCGAGCAGAGGGCGGCCUUCGUCUUCGUCCUCAUCCUCUUCAUCUUCCUGGGGCUGCUGAUCGUCCGCUGCUUCCGGAUCCUCCUGGACCCGUACCGCAGCAUGCCGUCCUCCACCUGGACGGACUACAUGGAGAAGGACACCUUUGAUUACCGGAUUUCCUGACAGGCAGCCUGAGAGGCAGCAACCCUGACAAACUAACUGUUAAACCGAGGCGACGAUCAUUCUGAGAAAAAAAAAAGCAGAGAAAAACACAAAAUGCACAUUUUCUUACUGGGGAUUAAAUCACAAAUAAACCAAAACAACAAACUAUUUUGAACUAAUAACAAAAACUGAAGGUUGUUAAAUUUGCUUUGGUUCUAAAACUAAAAUAAAUUUACUUAAACUUCGACUUGUAAGAAAAAAUGCAAAUUUCAUUUUUGAGACGCUGUGUGGGCGUGGCCAUUUUUGAUAAUCGCGGCUUAUUUUUGUACACAGCUGAAUUCUAGGCUGCGUACAUUGUUUUGCUCAUGCUUUGUAACCACUCGACCACUGCCCUCAAGUUUAUGGUUUAAUAUAAAACCUCUCCAAUGGCCCCCCACAACAGUCAAACAUUAGCUUCUGGCCAGGUGCCCCUCUUUGCAAAUGCACAAACAAUGCCACAAAAUAUGUAAUGAAACUUUUAGAAUAUUUUUCUCACUUUUAUUCUCUGUUUUGUAAUUAUUACUUUUUUAAUUCCCACU
This is a messenger RNA of Austrofundulus limnaeus, 886 nucleotides long. RefSeq names its product cortexin-2. The record is from RefSeq and is a predicted model, not a curated record. The transcript has a single exon. Bases 21 to 329 code for a protein of 102 amino acids. Lineage: Eukaryota; Metazoa; Chordata; Actinopteri; Cyprinodontiformes; Rivulidae.